CCAUGGCGGCCCGCGCGCCCCCCGCCGCACCUGCGGCCGACGAGCCGGGGGGCCCCGGCGGCCCCCCGCGCAGGAAGAAGUCCCGCUCGGGCGCGUCCGGCCUCCGCCGCGCCUUCAGCUGGCUGCGGGGCAAGCGGCGCAAGAAGAAGGCGGCGGGCGCCGAGGGCGCCGACCCCGCCGCCCCUCGGGCCAAGAAGGCGGACGACAAGGCCAGGAAGGCCAAGGGGAAGGGCCGAGGCUCUGCCAAGGCUGAGGGUGACAAACGUCUAGGUGUAGGUCCCGGCCAGGGGCCAGGGUCUGUGGUGGAUGAGCACCAGGACAAUGUCUUCUUCCCCAGUGGGCGGCCGCCUCACCUGGAGGAGUUGCACACACAGGCCCAGGAGGGGCUGCGUUCCCUACAGCACCAAGAAAAACAGAAACUGAACAAGGGUGGCUGGGACCAUGGAGACACCCAGAGCAUCCAGUCCUCCCGGACAGGGCCAGAUGAAGAUAGUAUCUCCUUCUGCAGCCAGACCACAUCCUACACAGCGGAGAGCUCCACGGCAGAGGAUGCUCUCUCCAUCCGCUCGGAGAUGAUCCAGCGCAAAGGCUCCACCUUCCGACCCCAUGACUCAUUUCCCAAAUCAUCUGGGAAGUCCGGGCGCCGGCGGCGGGAGAGGCGGAGCACCGUCCUGGGACUGCCGCAGCACGUGCAGAAGGAACUCGGCCUGCGGAUUGAGCGUGAGGCACCAGGCACUCCUCGGCCUCCUGGUCCACGGGAUGCUGUGCGCAUCCCCACGGUGGAUGGCCGCCCAGUGGGCUUGGCCUCAGCGACAGGGGCCCGGGUGUCCCUGCAGGCACUGGAGGCAGAGGCCAGUACCGAGGCAGAGGCCAUGCUGCAGCGCCACAUCGACCGUGUUUACCGGGAUGACACCCUUGUUGGACGAUCCACAGGGGCCCGGCCCCCACCAGUGACCCGACCCAUGUCCCUAGCAGUGCCUGGACUGACAGGAGGGGCAGGGCCUCCAGAGCCCAUGAGCCCAGCUAUGUCCAUCUCGCCCCAGGCUACCUACUUGUCGAAGUUGAUCCCACAUGCUGUGCUGCCACCCACGGUGGACGUGGUGGCCCUGGGCCGCUGCAGCCUGCGCACACUGAGCCGCUGCAGCCUGCUCUCGGCCAGCCCGGCCUCUGUCCGCUCACUGGGCCGCUUCUCCUCGGUCUCCAGCCCACGGCCCCACAGCCGCCACCCUUCCUCUUCCAGUGACACCUGGAGCCACUCUCAGUCCUCUGAGACCAUUGUGUCUGAUGGCUCCACCCUUUCCUCUAAGGGUGGCUCUGAGGGCCGGCCAGAGAGCUCUGUGGCUAGCAAUAGUGUGGCACCCCCUCCCCAGGGGGGCAGCGGGAGGGGCUCUCCCAGUGGGGGCAGCACAGCUGAGGCCUCAGACACUGUCAGCAUUCGGAGUAGUGGGCAGUUGUCUGGCCGGAGUGUGUCCCUACGUAAGUUGAAGCGGCCGCCACCACCUCCCCGCCGGACCCACUCGCUCCAUCAGCGGGGCUCAGCAGCACCUGAUGGGCCCUUGGGGCUGCCUCCCAAGCCUGAGCGGAAGCAGCAGCCACAGUUGCCUCGGCCGCCCACCACUGGUGGGUCAGAAGGGAUGGGGGCAGCACCUUGUCCAUCCACCUCAGCAGGCAGCUGGGUGCCUGGCUUAUCUCCGGGUGGCUCUCGGCGCCCCCCGCGCUCCCCAGAACGGACGCUGUCACCCUCCAGUGGAUACUCGAGCCAAAGUGGUACCCCUACCCUCCCUCCCAAGGGUCUAGCAGGGGCCCCUGCUUCCCCAGGCAAGGCUCAACCCCCUAAACCAGAGCGAGUCACUUCCCUUCGAUCUCCUGGGGCCUCUGUCUCCUCCUCCCUCACGUCUCUAUGCUCCUCCUCCUCUGACCCAGCCCCCUCAGAACGCUCUGGUCCACAGAUGUCAACCAUCCUGGGUGACAGGUUUGUCAUACCUCCUCACCCCAAGGUGCCUGCCCCCUUCUCCCCACCUCCCUCCAAGCCCAAGAGCCCUAACCAAGCUGCCCCUGCUCCGACUGCCCCUGCUAUGGUCCCUGGGCCAAUCUCUACCACUGAUGCCAGUCCUGAAUCCCCCCCCACUCCCCAGACAGCCCUGACUCCACCACAGGAGUCUCCCCUUGCCGCCAAAGACCAGUCACCCCCACCAUCUCCACCCCCAUCUUAUCAUCCACCCCCCCCACCCACUAAGAAGCCAGAGGUGGUUGAGGAGGCCCCAUCUGCCCCAGAGAUGGCUGAGGAGCCCCUCCAAGAUCCCAACUGGCCCCCUCCGCCACCUCCUGCACCCGAGGAGCAGGACCUGUCCAUGGCUGACUUCCCUCCACCUGAGGAGGCCUUUUUCUCUGUGACGGGCCCUGAGUGUGCAGGUCCUUCAGACCCCCCGGAAACUGUCAGUUCCGUGGCUGCUUUGCCCCCCUCAGCUACUGUCUCUUCCCAGAGCCAGCCCCAUGGUACCCCAGACCCUCCUCCAGCUCCACCAGCCCCACCUCCUGCUGGUUCUGUCACAGGGCUUCUGGCCAAGGUCCCUCGGAAAGAACCCAUGGGCUGCAACAAGGGCAGUGGGGUUCCCAGGGAGGAUGCUGGUGCACCUCUGGUCACGCCCUCGCUCCUGCAGAUGGUUCGGCUGCGCUCUGUGGGCACUCCCACAGUGGCUCCAACCCCAGCAUCAGGGCCGUUGGCCCCCCAGAAGCCACUACGAAGGGCCCUGUCAGGGCGGGCCAGCCCAGCACCUGCCGCCUCCUCAGGGCUCCAUGCUGCUGUCCGACUCAAGGCCUCCAGUCUGGCUGCCAGCGAGGGCCCUGUGAGUGCCCAGUCCAAUGGACCACCUGAGGUAGAGCCACGGUGUCCCCAGUCCCCUGCCUCUACGGCCAGCUUCAUCUUCUCCAAGGGCACUAAGAAGCUGCAGCUGGAGCGGUCUGUGUCCCCUGAGACCCAGGCAGACCUUCAGCGGAAUCUGGUGGCUGAACUUCGGAGCAUCUCGGAGCAACGGCCACCCCAGGCUGCAAAGAAGCCACUUAAGGCUCCCCCACCCGUGGCCCGCAAGCCCUCUGUGGGAGUCCCCGUACCUGCCUCCCCCAGCUUUCCUCGGGCUGAGCCUCUUACUACUCCUCCCACCAACGGGCUCCCCCAUGCCGAGGACAGGACUAAGGGGGAGCUGGCGGAGAAUGGAGGUGUCCUGCAGCUGGUGGGUCCAGAGGAGCAGAAGCUGGGCCUGCCUAGCUCAGACCCCCAGAAAGAGCUGGUCUGACCACUAGGCACCUCACUGACACUGCUGGCCCAACCCAGGAGUACAAUCUCAGGGACCUGAGCAGCUCCAAGGAUGAAAGGAUACGGCAGACACUUAACCUAAUCGAGAGGAUGCCUGCAGCCUUAACUCACCGCCUUCAAUAUUUAUGCAAGCCUGGCGUCAAUCUGUCCUCCGAGUCACUCAGCUCUCAUGCCUUUUCCCGAAUGGAUUCACCUCUGGCAGCUGCCACUUCAGUCUUGGCCUUAGCCUCAUCUUGAAGAGGUAGCUGGAGGGAGUGGGUGGUUGCGCCCCCUGCUGGCCCUGAGGCCACAGAGUUGGGAGCAGAACACCUCACUUGAGUUUUUUAUUUUUCUUUUCAUGUCCAAAUCAUGCACAUACUGUAGUCCAGAAUCAAAGCACUUUGAAACGUGGCUGCAUGUCCAUCCUCCAGGGCCCGUGAAGCCACAUUCCAAAGGCCUGUUUACAUGGCAGCAGCAUCAGUCCCUCGUAGCCAGCCCAAUAGCUGGGACCAAUCUGUCCCCUCCCUCCAAACCAAACCAGUUUGCUCCUUUUCUUAGUUCUUGGAGGUGGGCAAGUCAUUGUAUCCCACAGGCUUCUCCACGCUGGAGGCAGGAGUGGGACUGUGGAAUUCCAAAGCACAAAGGUGCAGUGGGGGUUAGCCUUCCUGUGCCUCAACUUACCACCAACCACCCCUCCUGCCUUCCGGCUCUGCCAGGUGCUGCAUGCAGGGGAUAAGUGGGAGACCCAAAUGGGUCGGGGGAGAGAGACCCAGAGGGGAGGUCCACAGGCUCUCUAUCCUCAGAGAGCAGGAGAAGAGAAUGGGGGUCAUCUCGGUUGGCACUUGGCAAUGCCAAGCAUUUCCCCCUUUCAUUUUAUCAGGUUGGGGUAGGCAGGCACGACACUUUAGAGGCAGAAGCCCACGGGCUGUGGCAAAGCUGGGUCCCCUUCAACUGCAGGAAGUCCUGAGGAGGUGGAUGGGGGAGAGGGUCUGGCAGGGGAGGAGCUUAGUUGGGCAAGGGGCCCGGGCCUGGCCCUCUGGAUUUCAUCGUCUGACCUUUCUCUUUCCUUGUCUUCGUGCAUGUCUUUGCUGCAGCUGCCUUUCAGCAUAGGUGGUUCUGCUGGGGGGAGCAGAUGCUGAGUGACAAGGAUGGGAAGCCAAAAGUGCAUUCUAUUCCAGGCUCUUCCCUAGUCAAUGAGAGGGACAUUCCGUGCUCCUAGGGAGCAGGCUGGGUGGUUGCCCCCUAGACAUCAGCCUCUUCUACUGAUCUCUCCUCCAGGAACUUUAACGACCUUUCUGUUUUCAGCCUGUGCCACCUAUCUAGGUAAGAUGGCUUCCCCACUGGCCCCUGUGACUUCCACAGCAGCAUGGCUGCCACCAGGGCCACCCCUUCUAUCUCCAUCCUCUUUCCUUAACGGUGACUCAGGCUUGAGCCUGGCAAGGGACCUCGCUUUUAGCUUCUUCUCCUCCACCAAGGAGAGAGAUUGACCCCCUCCCAGAACAAGAGCUGGGAACGCAGGGGAUGUGGUAGGAGAGACCAGGUUCCUCUGGCCCUCUUUCACUACUGUCUUCUCCCUGUAGCUGUAAACCAACAUUCUUCCCUUGCUCUUGGGUAACAGCAAGCUACUGCUGGGUUUGUGUUGCGCAUGCCCAGUGAGCCCGGGAAGGACAGUCAGUAAGCACUGCUCUGCUCAGAGCUCCUGAUCCAACCCCCUGGGAACGAGGACCCGGGUCAAAGCCUCUAGGAAACCAGGCCCUGGCAGCAGCCUUGGAACUGCUGGAGGUGGGAGGGAGCCCACCUUCUCUCUUUCCCUCCCCUCUCCCCAUGUUACUCGAGCUCCUUAUCCUCAGUUAGAAUCUCCUGAGCUUGUUUCCCCACUGGGUGGGACAGAGUACAAAGGAGAAGAGGAUCUAGAAGAGGCAACCCUUCUUUGUCCUCUUGGGUAAAUGAGCUUGACCUAGUGAAAAUGGAAAGACCAAAAGCCUCUGAUUUUUAAUUUCCAUGAAAAUGUUAGAGAGAGAAGUAUAUAUAUAUAUAUAUUUCUUUAAAUUUUUGAGUCUUUGAUAUGUCUAUACAAACAAUCCAUUCCCUCUUCCCUGAAGCCUGAGUGAGACACAGGAAAAAGCUCUGUGCGUGUUUCAUUCAAAGGUGUUAAUUAAUUAAAUGAUUGAAACUUG
This is a messenger RNA of Equus caballus (horse), 5469 nucleotides long. It is a transcript of the gene NHSL3, whose product is annotated as NHS like 3. NCBI's taxonomy places the organism in Eukaryota, Metazoa, Chordata, Mammalia, Perissodactyla, Equidae. Gene Ontology annotation, biological process: cell differentiation. The record is from RefSeq and is a predicted model, not a curated record.